AUGUCUGGAAGAGGAAAAGGCGGUAAAGGUCUUGGCAAAGGAGGUGCCAAGCGUCAUCGCAAGGUUCUGCGUGAUAACAUCCAGGGAAUCACCAAACCCGCCAUUCGUCGUCUCGCUCGUCGUGGUGGAGUCAAGCGUAUCUCCGGUCUGAUCUAUGAGGAGACUCGCGGUGUGCUGAAGGUGUUUUUGGAGAACGUUAUUCGUGACGCCGUCACCUACACUGAACACGCCAAGAGAAAGACCGUCACCGCCAUGGAUGUCGUCUAUGCUCUGAAGCGUCAGGGUCGCACUCUGUACGGUUUCGGAGGUUAAGUGAUUAAAUCACGCAAACCCAAACGGCUCUUUUAAGAGCCACCCACAUUAUCACAUGAAGAGUCGAUACUUGCUCGGGGUUUUUGUUUUGGUUUAAAUGGUCUUUUAUAAAUAUACCGUGUUUAAAAGUUAGCAACAUGUAUGGAGUAUUUGAAUUUUUCAUCUUACACAGACAUGUUAUGGCGCUGCGUUGUUUUGGCCGUCCUUUUAAUAUGAAGGUACUUCUCCAAAA
Paramisgurnus dabryanus is the source of this 544-nucleotide messenger RNA. Its product is annotated as histone H4. The record is from RefSeq and is a predicted model, not a curated record. Lineage: Eukaryota; Metazoa; Chordata; Actinopteri; Cypriniformes; Cobitidae. Gene Ontology annotation, cellular component: nucleosome. Gene Ontology annotation, molecular function: DNA binding; protein heterodimerization activity; structural constituent of chromatin.